AUGGGAAAGAAGACAGGCUUUUGGGCUUUCGUUGCAAAAGAACGAAGCCGUCUGAAAGAUUUGAAAGAGUUUCAAGUCCGAGACAUACUCCUCAGCCGCAUUCACGCCCAUCUGACUAAAUACUCAAGAAUAAUAUUUUCACUUUGUGCUUUAUCAGUUAUCAUCGCCGUCGUAGACAUCGAAACCUCUUAUGCAAGAAAUAAUAUAUUAUGCAUUAAAAUUCUUAAUGGCACAACUAUGUCCUGCCGCCUCGAACAGUUCACUUUCGAAGAUAUCCGUCAAACAUGCCCAAGAAUACUUUUCUUCACCUCUUUUUUGAAGCUUUCCCUCGCAAUCAUAAGUAUAUUUAUGAAUUAUGCUCUUUACCAGGAAACGAUGGCCAAUGAAAUUCAUCAUCGAAAGUUCGCGAAAAAAAACAUGGUCUGGCUGGUCGUUGUGUCGAUUACUAAUCUUGGCUUUGGAGACGUAGUGCCCAAUUCUUCUGGAGGCAGGAUUUUUGUCGGCAUCGCCUCGAUUCUCGGCACUCUGUUGACCGCUCUGAUGAUUGGAGUGAUGAGAGAUUGGCUCGAAAUUCCCCCGAAUGAGCGGCGCAUUCUAGCGGCAAUUAAACGCCAGCGAUUUCACAGACUCAAAAUGGAAGCUGCUGCCAGAGUGAUCCAAUGCUCGUGGAAAUACUACCGUCUUCGGAAACGAGCCUCGGUGAUUGGAAGUUUCAAAAACGCUAGCUUCUCGAACUCGCGAAAAAACGUCUCCUUCCGGCGAGGGAUGAGCGCGAUCAGUCGAAAAACCUGCGAGGAAAAUUUUCAGCGAAGUUUGAUGAAGUGGCGCAAAAUCAGACAAUAUAUCAGUCACGAGUUCAACACGCAAAUGGGGUCAGAAUCGAAUCCUGCCCAAAGAAAUGAGCAUCAACAGAGCGCGGAGUCGCACCAGGAGGGAACAGAGAGCCAUUCCGAUUUCGACUCGCCGCAGACGACGUUAGACAUGGACUGCGAAAGGCAGCAACACGCGAUUCAGCAACCGGCUCCGCCCGCUUUUCGCAGAUGGGCAAAGAUUCGAAAACAGAUCAGCGAAAGCGCAAGCUCUCCUCCCUGCCCGCAAAGGGAUCAAGAGCUUGUUUACGAGCAGCGAGUUCCGAUGCUCCAGCCGCAAAAGAGCGCCAACUCCAGUUUCAGUCACAACGACGAAAGAAACACGAAUCUUGACAAGAUCGAGGAUCAGCUCUCUAUGCUCUUGAACACGAUCAAGACGGAAAAAUUGAAAACGAAAAGAUGUCAAGUCCGACGGCAGCUUCCAGAAGUACUUGAUUCCAAGAGAAACUCGCCCGAGAUGCCAGCUACAGUGGCGGUUCACCAGCUUGUCCAGACAGUCCCGGAGCUUGAGCAGGAACAGUCAACGACAAUCACAGGAAAAAUCCCAGAUUGGUUAGAAGGAACAAUUUUACGCAACGGAGUUGGACAGUGGGACCUGGGAGGAGAAUCAGUUGUACACUGGUUCGACGGCCAUGCUCUCCUGCAUAAAUUCGAAAUAAAAAACGGCUCAGCUCGUUACUUAAACAAGUUUCUCCGCUCGGAUGUUUACAAGAAGAACACAAAGUUCGACAGGUGGAUUCUUUCUGGUUAUGGAACUCCGACGAAAUAUUCAGACCCGUGCUUGUCUCUCUUCGACCGUUUCGCUUCGUAUUUUCGAGCGCCCAGACAAAACGAUAAUUGCAAUGUAAACUUGUGGCCGAUCGGCGAUAAAGUGUACGCGAUGACGGAAACUACUGCGAUUCGGGAAGUGGAUCCAAAAACGCUAGAAACAGGAGAACGCAUCGCCUACAACAACUACAUGACUUUGCACACGGCAACCGCUCAUCCCCAUACUCUGGCGAGCGGCGAGUUUCUCAACAUGGGCAGCAGCUUUGGAAAAGAAACCAGCUACAAUGUGAUCCAAGUAGAUCCCACCGGCGACUUCAACAAAAUGAAGAUCGUUGCCAAAUUUCCAGCCACAAAUCCGAAAUGUCCGAGCUAUUUCCAUUCUUUUGGCCUCACUAAGAAACACAUUAUAUUUCUGGAAAUGCCCUACAGAAUCAACAUGUUGAAAAUGCUCACACGAAAGUUUACCAACGCUGCGCCAGCUGAGGCGAUGUUUUACGACAAGAAAGUUCCCUCCAGGGUGAAAAAUGGCGUGGGAUAUUUGUGGGAUCUCGCGCGCGCGGUGAAAAAACCUCCCAGGGCGUGUGGGAGCGGCGAAAUUCUGCCAAUAAAAAUCAAUACGGAAGGCAUGGGAAGCUUUCACUUUGGAAAUGCUUAUGAAAUCGAAGUUGACGGCGGAAUUUUCUGCGUUUGGGACGCUUGCCCAAAUUACAAAGCCCAGGGAGCUGCUCAUCUCUUCAACAUCGAGACACUUCGUUCUCGCUCUGCAGCGGAGAUCGAUGAAGCGUUCAAAGAAGCGGGUGAAAAUGAACUAGCGAGAUUUGUUUUCCCGAUCAAACUGCCGAAAAAGGCAACAGUGGGCGAGGACCUUAACAAGAGACUCGAAGGAAAAUUGAAAACAAGUGCCACUGCCGUUCUCAGAGAGGACGGAUCAGUCUGGCUGGAAAAAGAGUUGUUGAUUGACAACUCGGACGAAAAGGUCGGGUUCUAUGGAUUCGAGUUUCCGCGAUACAAUUAUGCGCUAAACGGCCUUCCUUACACGUACUUGUACGGAAACGGGUUCGGCACAAUUCUGCCGGACAGAAUCGUCAAAGUCAAUGUCAACACGAAGGAAAUCAAGAUGUGGCUCGAAAAAGACAUUUUUCCGUCGGAACCGGUUUUUGUUCAAAAUAAAUCCGUGACGGAUCCAAGUGCUCCGGGAGAAGAAGACAAUGGUGUCAUUUUGUCAAUUUGUGUUUCCACGAAAAAGGACGUGCCCGCGUUUCUGCUCAUUCUCGAUGCGAAAACGUUGACUGAAAUCGCACGAUGCACGACAACUGUAACUGGCUUGCCCUACGGUUUCCAUCACACUUUUUUGCCGUCUGACUUUUGA
Oikopleura dioica is the source of this 3006-nucleotide messenger RNA. The record is from the annotation of a GenBank genome assembly. Lineage: Eukaryota; Metazoa; Chordata; Appendicularia; Copelata; Oikopleuridae.